This is a messenger RNA of Scylla paramamosain (green mud crab), 6537 nucleotides long. It is a transcript of the gene Imp, whose product is annotated as insulin-like growth factor 2 mRNA-binding protein 1. Gene Ontology annotation, cellular component: nucleus; cytoplasm; cytosol. Lineage: Eukaryota; Metazoa; Arthropoda; Malacostraca; Decapoda; Portunidae. The record is from RefSeq and is a predicted model, not a curated record. Gene Ontology annotation, molecular function: mRNA 3'-UTR binding. The coding region runs from base 547 to 2271 and encodes 574 amino acids. Gene Ontology annotation, biological process: nervous system development; regulation of gene expression. The transcript is spliced from 10 exons.
AAAUAAAUUAGAAAAGGAAAACGAAAUAGUGAAAAACUGACAGCUGAGCAAGGAACGGCGCGGGAAAAAAGAGAGAAAAAAGUACUUUCAGUUUCCGCCUUUCACUAACCCAGACUUACUUAGCGCUGGUGAAAAGGGAAACUGAAGAAAAACAGUGACGGUAUUAUUGGAACUUCAAGUGUUAAGACAUUACACAAACAGUAUUAAGAUAGAGAUAAAGAAAAGAAAGGAACAGAAAAAAAAAAACGAGAAAAGGAAGGAACAUUGAAAUACAGAGAAGUUAAUGUACUGAAGCUUAAGAAAGAGAUAGAAAAGGAAAAAAAAAAGGAAAGAUAAAAACAAAACGAAAGACUGAAAUUGAUGUGCAGAAACUUGAAAUAAACAAAUGAAAGAGAAGCCAGGGAAAAAAAAAUAAUCAAAACGAAAAACUGAAAUUGAUGUAUAGAAACUCAAAAUAAAGAUUAAAAAAAGUAUAUAAAAAAGGAAAACCAAGAAAUAUCGUAAAAAAAAGUUGGAUAAACAAAAGGAAAGAAGAAGUUGGUAGUAAUGGCGAGCAAGAGGGAAGAGAGAAGUAGAGGAGAGAUGGAGGAGGAGGACACGGAGAGACACAGCUGCUCGGCGUCCCCACACAGCAUUGACGAGACUCCUGCUGCUGCUGCUGCUGUGACCAACGGCGGUGGUGACUGGCUAGAGACGCGAGUGAGGGUGAGCGGAGUGCCCGUUGACGCCCGGCAAGAGGAGCUCAAUCAAAUCCUGGAGAGCGUCGGGGCGGUGGAGAAGUGUGAGAAGUACGCCUCGAGAGACGGCCAUACACAGGUGGUGCAUGUGACCUACGAAUCUUUAGAGGCGGCGCGAGAGGCAGCACAGCGACUGAACGGCAUCAACCUAGCGGGAGGCAUCCUGCGUGUGGACCGUCUGAUGGACCGCCGGAGGGGCCCACGGGGAGCAGCAGGUGGGGGAUCCAUGGGAGGGGGCCCAAUGGGAGGUCCAGGGGCAGCCUCUCCCUCCCAGCGCCACACAGACUUCCCUCUCCGUAUCCUUGUGUUGAGUGAAAUGGUUGGAGCGAUCAUAGGACGCCAGGGGGCCACAAUAAGGACAAUCACACAACAGACGAGGGCUCGAGUUGAUGUCCAUAGAAAGGACAACGCCGGCUCCUUGGAGAAAGCGAUCACCAUUUAUGGAAAUCCUGAAAACUGCACUAAUGCCUGCAAGCGCAUUUUGGAAGUGAUGCAGGAAGAGGCUGACAACACCAAUAAGGGAGAGGUUCCCCUGAAGAUUCUUGCUCACAACAACCUCAUUGGGCGCAUCAUUGGCAAGGGAGGGACAACCAUCAAGAAAAUAAUGGAUGACACCUCCACUAAGAUAACAGUGUCUAGCAUCAAUGACAUCAAUAGCUUCAAUUUGGAACGCAUCAUUACCAUAAAGGGAAGCAUAGAAGACAUCGCUAUGGCAGAAAACAUGAUAAGCGCCAGGUUGAGGUCCAGCUAUGAGAGUGACCUCCAAGCCUUCGCUCCGCAGAGUGCCAUGUUCCCCGGCCUGCACCCCAUGGCCAUGAUGUCCACUGUGGGGUUUGGCCUCCCACGUGGCGGCGGCGGGGGUGCAGCAGGGGCAGGGAUGGGCAUGUAUGGCUCCUCACCAACCUCUUAUCCUCCUCUCUACCCCACCCCCAUCUCCAGCCAACAGGGCUAUCAUGGCUCGGAGGCAGCUGAGGUGGGUGGCGAAGAGGAGACAGCAUAUCUGUACAUCCCCAAUUCAGCAGUGGGCGCCAUUAUUGGCACCAAAGGCUCCCACAUCCGCAACAUCAUCAGGUUCAGCGGGGCGUCUGUCAAAAUAGCACCACUGGAGGACGAAGGGCGACCCACAGAGCAGUCUGAACGGAAGGUCACCAUUGUAGGAUCACCAGAGGCUCAGUGGAAGGCGCAGUUUUUGAUAUUUGAGAAGCUCCGAGAGGAAGGCUAUGGCGUUGGAGUGGAGGAUGUGAGGCUAACAGUGGAAAUUGUGGUGCCGUCCAGUCAAGUAGGCCGCAUAAUUGGCAAGGGAGGUCAGAAUGUGCGUGACCUCCAGCGGCAGACAGGCUCAGUCAUUAAGCUUCCCCAGCAGGGCUCCACCACCUCGGAAGAGACGACUGUACACAUUGUGGGCCCCUUCUUCUCUGUGCAGUCAGCCCAGCGGCGCAUCAGAGCGAUCAUCCAGAUGUCUGCCCCCUCCACCAGUGGCGGCAACAGUGGGCGUCCCAGCCGGGGGCCACUGAUGCCACGGAUGCACCAAUGAGGUCACUGCCGCCGGGAGGACCACACCGCCACCACUACGACCCGAGCCACAUACCAAAGAGAAGGCGACCUUGGAGCUUAGAACCGGCGGCUCUCCCCUCACUUUGACCUCGCUUGCUUGCUUGUUUUGCCCUCUGGGGCCCGGGCUGGCUGGGCGGCCUGGCACUCCUCCUGCCGGGGGGGGAGUCUGGCUGGCCGUUGGAUUUGAUUUGUGUUGAUGCGUUUGUUUGUAGGGUCUCUGUUCUUGUUCCCACAUUAUAGAGUAUGAUUUUGUUUAUGGCAGGCAUGCAGUGCCCAAGCUGCCCCACCCUGCCCGGGUCCCAGACCAGUUGUGACGAAAGAGGGUGCGUGCGUGCGGCAGUAACAGAGUGUGACGUGCCGCGUGCAUGUGUUAGUGCGUGCGUGUGUCCGCACUGCACCUGUGUUGAGGCUCCUGUAAUGAGUUCUGACCCCUGUGUAGCCCCGAGGCCGCCCCAGUCACUGUGGCCGGCGGGGCACGCGAGACACCGUCAUCAGGGCUCCGCUGUUUAGUUAACUAGUACAAAAGUUUGUGGAAUAUAACGGACCAUUGUUACUAUAUGGUCUUUUUUGUACGCAAAGUUAUAGCAAAGUUUAUUUUUGAUACAUUGUUGGAGCAAUUUUUUGUUAAAUUUUUUUUAAUGAAGGAAAAUAUUAUAAUGUAGCAUGGAAAGAUGCUAUUAUAAAAAAAAAAAAAUCAUCCUUGUCAGCACUCUCCGCACACCACCUCCGGGCCCCCACACCUCAGUUCAGACAAGGACACUGGAGAAGAAACCAACACUCUACAGGGGAUCAAUAUUCCGAACUCUCGACAAAACAAUGUAUGCAAAACAGGAAGAUUAUGAUGUAUACUACUACUGCUACUACUACUACUACUAUACAAAUGCCCACUGAUUUUGUAGUACCAUAUGAACAUUGAAAUACUUCACUCAGGUGACUGUAGAAGCUGAUCCGUGCAGCCCUGGCCACCUUGUGCGUGCCGACUGUACAGCAGCUGGGGGUGGUGGCCGGCCUGGCCUCCCCUACCGCCCCCAGCCGCACCCCCACUCGUGCUACCUCACUCCUCGGCCAACCUUGCCCCCCUGCCCCACGGCAACACCCCCCCCACCCAUGUACCCCAUGACUAUUAAUAGCACACUGUUCAUUAUGAUUUUGUUAAAUUGUACCGCUGGCACAGUGUGGGUAACUUGUUUCCAUUACAAGCCAAUGGAAUGGUCAGCACAUUUGCAUUGAGAAUUGUGCAAAAUCAGCCAUGUCAAAUUUAGCCAAAGGUUUACAAUGCUUUGACAGUAAUUUUGUGUUUGUUUUGAAGUUUUCUGUUCUAAAAUGGGUAUCCACGACACCAGCUGACAUCACUGCAUAAAUAUGUGUAUGUGUGCACAGCUGCACAUGCACUUCACCUGUGCAUGUGUGUGUUUGUGUGUGCACCCAUUCCUAAAAGUCAGCCAGAGUGUCUGCAUCUCCACAGUGAAGCAGCAAUGUUGCCGUGGUGCUUGGGGGCCGCGAACUGCCAAGAGGGACCCAGAUUACAAAGAAGGGAAGUGUGGAGGGCAAUGUACCAGAAGCUAUGAGGUGCCAAAAUGGGAGGUUCAGUGACUGCAGCCUUUGUGUGCCUCCGCCACUUUGAGUCAGCCGUGUCAGGCGGUCAGGAAGCAGCAGAGCCUCGGUGCUGCCACAAAGCAUUCACCACUGGUGCCGUGCGGGCUCUGUGUGUUUCCUCGUCGCGAUGCGCUGGCUAGAUGAGCCAGGCAAGACAGCCAAUAGGAAAGCCUUAGAGCUGCCAUAAAGAUAUUUUGUUGAAACUUUGCUUGGCUCAUGUUUCCUGUACUGUGCCCUCCCUGCUCCCCUGCCUUCAGCCAUGGGCAUCGCAAGGCUGCAUGGCCCCAGAAGGUCACUCUGAACCAGCCACAGUCCUGACAUGGACUGGCUCUGAGAAUGAUUGGCUGUGUUAACUGUAAAUGUUGUUAAUCAAUUUAUUUUAUAUCAUUUCCCUCAGCCUGGCUGGCUCAGAGUCAUGUUUCUGUGGUGGCAGUGGCCUCACCACUACCUUGGCAGAUGAUGUUUUUGGUCGCAGGUGCGUUCCAUGUAGGUCUGUUUGACUACUGAGUAUGAAAAAGAGAUGUUUCUAUUCUGCCUAUACCCCAAACCGGACUGCAAAUGAUAUGAUUGGUGAUUGACCACUGUUCAAAUUAAUUACAUCUGCUAAGUUUAUUAAACACUUGAUGCAACAGACAUAGUCAUAUUGAAAUACUACUACUGCUGCUACUUUUACUGCUACUACAACUACUGUCAUACAUUCAAAAUCACCAAUGGUACCACAUGUGUCAUCUCUACUACCUUAUACAGCACUUGGUUUUUCAAGAUAGUGUAUGUAAACUGUUUUCUCGCGCGAUAACUUUCAGACUACAGUGCUGGGCCCCUCUACCUCCAUGCUAGGAGAAAAAGCCAAUAAAUGCAGAACAAGUCCAGCCUUUUACCCUGAAAUUAAGGAAGUAUCACACUAAUUUCUUGCUGAAUUUCAGCCUCAGAACCAAGUUUGGCAUUUAAGGCAUUAAGGUAUAGGGGCCCAUCCCACUCCACAGUUAUAGCUUAUGUUUAGAUUAUGUACGAAGGACUUCCCACCACCCAGCCAUUCACCCUUGGAAUUAGUGUGCAGCACUGGAUGACUUUGGGUGGAAAGAAAGUUUAUGAAAUUUUCUUUGCCUUUAUUCAAUGUUAGAAGCUGAAUUCAAAUUGUUGUCUUCAGGUUUGGGAGUGCUCAGUGCUUGAUUGCUUUUCCAGUUUAUUAUUUUACAUUCAGAAAUCACAUACUACUUGUUUUCAGGCUUUCAAAUUGUAUUUUUGCUGAAACCUGUAUCUUUUCUGCUUUUGUCACCCAAUUGUUUAAUAUCCAGUUUUUUCUUUGUUAACUUGUACAAUCUGAACUUCUUUAGUCAGUUUGCUUCAUUUUGAAAGGAAAUGGAUUGGGAAACUUUUGAAUUGCUCCAUUCAUUGCUGUAGGGAAGGAAGGUGUCUCACAGUAGCUACAGUGGCUCCUCUUGUUAUGGGCAGUGGAAGGAGGAGGAGGGGAUGAGGGCGUGAGUGAGAUUCCUGUAUUAUAUUAUGAGAGCUAUGAUGUCUCAGCCACACCACCAGCCCCUCCUCUCCAUACCCUGUCAAGGUGGCCAGAAGUGUGUUCAUCUCUGCUCUUCUCCUUGGUGUUCAGCUACCCAGAAAAGGGAUCACUGCCGCCAUAGUUAUAAACAAUUGUGGGAACCACUUCAGUGUGUUUGAUUCACAGGAUGACUGGUCAGGUGACUCUCAGUGUGUUUGUUCCAUGGUUUUCCCAAAGCCAAGUGGAAGAGGUUUGUGUGAUGACUUGGUGAUGCCUGUUGUUGCUUGGAGGCGGCUAUCCAAUACUACCACUACGACUACUACUGCUACCGCUGCUGUCCUGCUGUUGUGGCGACCGAGACUGUCAAGUACACCUCUACCAACCCUACCACCACCACUACCACCACCAUCACUACUACUACUACUACUACUACUACUACUACUACUACUACUACUACUACUACUACUACUACUACUACCACCAUUAGCAACCUUACCUCCUACCACCUGAACUCCCCACACCAACCCUUACCUCAUGAGCAACAAGGUGCCUCAGUGAACGCCACUACCAGCAUCCCUCCACUGACAGGAACAACUCACGCCGCAGAUUGGUGCCACUUCAGUCCCCCAAAACUGGACGAAAAAAAAAAGCUGGAAAUAUUAAAAAGAAAGGUCUGUUCUCAGUUACUCCCCCCCAAGGGUGCCCCCCCCCCAGUACAAGACUCCUCGCCCUGGCUACCCCCAACCCAGCGGCAACCUCUGCGUCACUGUACAAAGUUAUGACCUCCCCUGCCCCCCACACCACCCGCCGUGUGCCUCAAGCCGCUGGGAGGGGGACACUGGGAGCGACCACAACCACAGUUACCACCGCCGCUGCCACCACCACCACACCACCACCACUGCUGUUCCACCCAUCAGGGCAUCAUCCUCCGGUUGUCCCCAAUCCUUGCCGCUCUGCUCCUCAGUGUACCAAGCCGUUCCACCUCCACUACUACCACUACCACCAUUACUACUACUACUGCUACCACCACUACUACCAGUACCACCACCACCACUACCACCACCACAACAACAACAACAAACUCCAAUCCACCACAUUUGGGUACCAGCCACUGCUUCUAUCUACUGGUUCAAGUAAUAAACAAUUUCAGGUUAA